Coccidioides posadasii C735 delta SOWgp is the source of this 1169-nucleotide messenger RNA. RefSeq lists its product as uncharacterized. Gene Ontology annotation, cellular component: membrane. The record is from RefSeq and is a predicted model, not a curated record. Lineage: Eukaryota; Fungi; Ascomycota; Eurotiomycetes; Onygenales; Onygenaceae.
GCAGUCGCUGUUCUCGGGGAGUUGGCCCUGCGUUUUGGUUAGAUUGUUGAGUUGCUUUGAGGGGAAUGGACAAUUUGUGAUAUUUCAUCUCUACAAUAGCUAGGUUCUGACCAGGAUUCUGGAGGACUCAACCUCGCUAGGAUCAUCACGAUGGAUCCACACUGCAAACAGUUAUCCUCCCCGAGCAUCGUCAACUUCUCCUUCUCAGUGCUGAUUCUCCUCGGUAUUCUUCUAUCCUAUGUUCCACAACACCACCGGAUCAUCUCACGGCGUUCGUCCUUUGGCAUAUCUCCAUAUUUUGUCCUCCUAGGUACAACGUCAGGGACCUCCGGAUUUGCAAAUAUCCUUCUUCUCCCUCGGAGUGCCAAAGAUGUCGCAUGCUGUGACGAAAUCAGUGGAUUCUCUUGUUUUGCUGGCCUCUUAGGAAUCCUACAAGUCGGCACGCAAGCAGUAUGCUUCGUUAUCAUCCUUGCACUCUUUGUUAUCUUUUUCACCAACCCCGAUACCACCGCGGCAUCAAAAACCCGUGAAUCGCCAUCAUUCCGUACUGCUCUUCUGGUUGCCGCAGCAUGUAUAAUCCAUGCCGUAGCUGCUGUGGUUUUGGGUGUCAUGAUAGCGCUUGCAUACCCGUCCUCCCGCCAGCUCUGGGCCAAUAUUUUUGGCAUCAUGGCAACCAUCCUGUCGUCCAUCCAAUAUUUCCCUCAAAUAUAUACAACCUACGUCUUACGCCGUGUAGGUAGCUUGAGCAUCCCAAUGAUGUGUAUUCAGACCCCCGGCAGUCUUGUGUGGGCAGCUUCUCUGGCAGCCCGCUUGGGAACUGAAGGAUGGAGCACUUGGGGGGUCUAUGUGGUCACAGCGCUUUUGCAAGGGACUCUCUUGAUAAUGGCAAUAUAUUUCGAAUACCUUAAUCCUCAGAAGGGGGAAGGAGGCACUAAUUCAGGAGGGGUCGCGGUCACUCUACCCUAUGAGAAUCGCGCUGAACCCAGCUUCUCAGAAGAUAAUGAAAAUCGAGUGCUUGAACGAACUCCAUUGCUGCGAAAGCCGUGAGUCUAUGAUAUUUUUCUGCUAUGUUUCACUCAGCAUUCAUAAUAUAGUUUUGGCUUAAAGUUGUGGAAUAGUCAGAUAGACUCUGUUGCUUGCAUGUCUUUCCGCACUCUGCAUAUGUUUAG